Molecule: messenger RNA, 633 nt
Organism: Zasmidium cellare ATCC 36951
Lineage: Eukaryota; Fungi; Ascomycota; Dothideomycetes; Mycosphaerellales; Mycosphaerellaceae
Exons: 2
Coding region: 1-633 (210 amino acids)
Source: RefSeq, a predicted model, not a curated record
AUGGGCAAACUGCAGCACGAGGAUACCAGCUGGGUUCAGGAGUACCUACCGGAUUGGCAAAAUGCUAUCUACACCGUGGACAACACCAGCGCAACACUAUCAACGCCUCGCAACAAAGGGCGAAAAGCAAAUCCAUAUCUCCUGUACAUCAGCCAGCACUACCACGACCCCCCAUCCGUGAUAGCCUUCCUCCACUCGCACCGUGCCGGGUUCCCGGGAGGAUGGCAUACAGAUGCACCAGGCGUCGACAACGUCAUUGCCAUCAAGACCCUCAACCUCGACUUCGUGCAACGCAACGGGUACGUGAACAUGCGCUGUCAGUGGGAGCCUGGAUGUCCGGACUGGGUGCAGCGUCUCCGCAGCGCAGACAGCGACGACCCCGAGAACCUGGAGCGUCACAUGCCUGAGGGUUGGCGGGAGUUGUUUGGGGAAUCUAGCGAAGUGCCCGAUGUUAUUGCCACGCCGUGCUGUGCACAGUUCGCCGUAUCCAGGGAGCAGGUGCUGGAGCGGCCCUUGGAGGAGUACGAGUGGUACCACAAAUGGCUCAUGGAUACGGAUAUGAGCGACGGGUUGAGUGGUCGUAUAUUUGAGUACUUGUGGCAUAUCAUCUUCGGCAAGGAUCCCGUGUAUUAA